CAGAGAUACCCCAGAGAGAUGUCCCCGUCCUCUGUAUUCCCAGGAUUGUACAGAGGAGUAUCACAGGAUCCCACAGGAGGAUCAGGUAGAACGUCUUUCUCGUAUAAAGGCAGAAGAUAUAAGGAGAGAAGAAGAGACACAUGUGACUGAUAUAAAGGCAGAAGAUAUAGAUGGAGAAGAAGAGACGUAUGUGACUGAUAUGAAGGCAAAAGAUACAGCGGAAGAAGAAGAGACGUAUGUGACUGAUAUAAAGGCAGAAGAUAUAGAGGAAGAAGAAGAGACGUAUGUGACUGAUAUAAAGGCAGAAGAUACAGAGGGAGAAGAAAAGACAUAUGCGACUGAUAUGAUGACAGAAGAUACAGAGGGAGAAGAAGAGACGUAUGUGAGGGGUGAUCAGCAGUGUAAGGAGGAGGAGAUCCUUACAGAUAUCAGCACAGCAGAUGGACACACAAGCAAGAAUAUCUCAGAAGGACAUCUAAUGUUAUCCCCGGAUUGUGACAUAAAAGAUAAUGACAGUAGACAGGAUUCUCCAGGAGCUAACCCCAUUACCCCAAUUAUACAUCCAGCUCUUUCAGCUGGUACCUCUGAUCCUGGGAAAUGUUCUCCUGAUCACUCUGAUAUUGGUGCAUCUGUUACAGCUUGGAGAGUAGAUACAGUGUUUCCGUGUUCUAUAGAUGCCAAAUGUUUUACACAGAACACAAAGCUUAUUACCCAUCAGCCAGCUAAUGCAGGGGAGAGGCCAUUUCCAUGUUCUGAGUGUGGGAAAUGUUUUACAUACAAAUCAGCUCUUGUUAUACAUCAGAGAAGACACACAGGUGAGAAGCCAUUUCCAUGUUCUGACUGUGGAAAAUGUUUUGCAUGGAAAUCACAACUUGUUACACAUCAGCAAAGUCACACAGGUGAGAAACCAUUUCCAUGUUCUGAGUGUGGGAAAUGUUUUACAUGGAAAUCACAACUUGUUACACAUCAGCAAAGUCACACAGGUGAGAAACCAUUUCCAUGUUCUGAGUGUGGGAAAUGUUUUACAUGGAAAUCACAACUUGUUACACAUCAGCAAAGUCACACAGGUGAGAAGCCAUUUCCAUGCUCUGAGUGUGGGAAAUGUUUUGCACAGAAAUCAGAUCUUGUUAAACAUGAGAGAAGUCACACAGGUGAGAAGCCUUUUUCUUGCUCUGAGUGUGGGAAAUGUUUUACACAGAAAUCACAACUUGUUACACAUCAGCAAAGUCACACAGGUGAGAAUCCAUUUCCAUGCUCUGAGUGUGGGAAAGGUUUUGCACAGAAAUCAGAUCUUGAUAAACAUCAGAGAAUUCACACAGGUGAGAAGCCAUUUCCAUGCUCUGAGUGUGGGAAAUGUUUUGCACGCACAUCAGCUCUUCUUAUACAUCACAGAAGUCACACUGGUGAAAAGCCAUUUCCAUGCUCUGAGUGUGGGAAAUGUUUUGCACAGAAAUCAGAUCUUGUUAAACAUCAGAGAAGUCACACAGGUGAGAAGCCUUUUUCUUGCUCUGAGUGUGGGAAAUGUUUUACACAGAAAUUACAUCUUGUUACACAUCAGAUAAGUCACACAGGUGAGAAACCAUUUCCAUGUUCUGAGUGUGGGAAAUGUUUUACAUGGAAAUCAGAACUUGUUAUACAUCAGAGAAGUCACACAGGUGAGAAACCAUUUCCAUGCUCUGAGUGUGGGAAAUGUUUUGCAUACAAAUCAGAUCUUGUUAAACAUCAGAGAAGUCACACAGGUGAGAAGCCUUUUUCUUGCUCUGAGUGUGGGAAAUGUUUUACACGGAAAUUACAUCUUGUUACACAUCAGAUAAGUCACACAGGUGAGAAACCAUUUCCAUGUUCUGAGUGUGGGAAAUGUUUUACAUGGAAAUCAGAACUUGUUAUACAUCAGAGAAGUCACACAGGUGAGAAACCAUUUCCAUGCUCUGAGUGUGGGAAAUGUUUUGCAUACAAAUCAGAUCUUGUUAAACAUCAGAGAAGUCACACAGGCGAGAAGCCUUUUUCUUGCUCUGAGUGUGCGAAAUGUUUUACACGGAAAUCACAACUUGUUAUACAUCACAGAAGUCACACAGGUGAGAUCCCAUUUCCAUGUUCUGAGUGUGGGAAAUGUUUUGCACAAAAAUCAGAUCUUGUUAAACAUCAGAGAAUUCACACAGGUGAGAAGCCAUUUCCAUGCUCUGAGUGUGGGAAAUGUUUUGCAUACAAAUCAGAUCUUGUUAAACAUCAGAGAAGUCACACAGGUGAGAAGCCUUUUUCUUGCUCUGAGUGUGGGAAAUGUUUUACACAGAAAUCACAACUUGUUACACAUCACAGAAGUCACACAGGUGAGAAGCCAUUUUAAUCUUCUGGAGUAUACUUAUUGCCAUGCGUUGUUCUUCAAGUUUCUUAUCCUAUCUCCUAUGCUUUUUGCAAUAAUACAUGCUACCGCAGGGUGAAAUAAUCAGAUGUCAUGCCCUCAUCUACCACUGCUAUGCAGCUCUGUAUUUUGCUCUGGGUACUGAGAACCCAGUACCAAUCCUAAAUGUCUAGCUGAUCUCCAAGUGUGGGUGAUGCCAGUUGGCUGUGACUCAGUCCUGGUGAAACAGGUCCUUAUGAUAGAAGCUCACCAACAAAGGGCAGGGCUAC
This is a messenger RNA of Pseudophryne corroboree (corroboree frog), 2628 nucleotides long. RefSeq names its product oocyte zinc finger protein XlCOF6-like. Gene Ontology annotation, molecular function: DNA-binding transcription factor activity, RNA polymerase II-specific; RNA polymerase II cis-regulatory region sequence-specific DNA binding. Lineage: Eukaryota; Metazoa; Chordata; Amphibia; Anura; Myobatrachidae. The coding region runs from base 200 to 2344 and encodes 714 amino acids. Gene Ontology annotation, biological process: regulation of DNA-templated transcription. The record is from RefSeq and is a predicted model, not a curated record. The transcript has 3 exons.